UUUUUUUUUUUUUUUUUACUGUUCGUCUACCAUAUCAGCUACAAUUUUAUCUACAAUCUCAUCUACCUUAUAUUAAUAAUAUUUGACUACCUCUAAGUAGGGUGCCUAUAUCUAUUACAUCCUCCCUGACCUAUGUAUCAUCGAAGCUCGCCCUUUUGGUUAGUAUAUCCACAUUAUUAUCUACCGUACCCUGAUAACAUCCAUAACAUCCCAUUAUCUACAAUUUUUAAUUCCGGCCAAUACGACGUAACGCUGCAAAACGCCCGCCACCAACCCCACUACAGGCAGCUACCUAGGUACCUACCUAAGUAUGUGAGCUGGCUAAGCUGACACAAGGUGGCAAUAACUAACAAAUUAAAAAUAAAACAAAUUAAAACAAACCAACCCACUCACCCACCAUAAGCCAUCAUCACGCUACGUCACAUUCAUGAUUCCGCUGAAUUACAAGUACUAACCCUGCCUUGUGUACCACCUAAAGGAGAGGUAUGCAGGUUAAUUCGGAGUAUACGACCUAAGACAAGACGAGAAGAGCCUAUUAUAAUCCACUUCUCCAGCUUUCAAGUCCAACCUAAGCCGCUUCGUGCUUCGUGCGUUUACAUAGUAGCUAUUUUAGCUAUUAUUAUCGGAAACUAGUAAAUUGGAAACUAUCAGAUCCGCAACACGAUCACUCACGCCAUCCCUACACCAAAGACACCAGACCGAGACCCCAAUUCGAAAAUUGCCCACCAUGAGCAUCAACCGGCAAGAUAGUACCGACCUGAUAGACCUUUCACCGCCCUCCUCCGGCCACUCUACUCCCGUUUCCCACCACACCCCGUCACCUCAAACCCGUUCGUAUACGUACCCAAAGUCACAACCACGAUCGCAACCACAAUCUCCUCAGCGCCAAGGCUCUUCUUCUUCCUCCGGCGGUUACGGCAUCGGCUCCGCCGUCCUCGGUCUCUGGCGACGCUUCUCCUCUCUCGAAUCGCCACCCCCUCACCCGCCGUCCCACACCCAGCUAUACAACGCCAACUCGGAACCCGUCGGCGUAGGCGACGGCAUAACGGGUCCCUUCAUCCCGCCGACGCGCCGCAGUCCGUCGCCUCUGCGCGGGCUGCCUUCCCUCGAGCCCCUGACGCUGCGCGGCUACCGCGCCGACACGAGAGAGUCCGAGAGGCUGCUGGCGCGCGGCCUGGCGGAGGAGAUCCGGACUUUCUUGCCCGAGCGCUUGAAGAUCAUCGAGGACUGGACGUUGAUAUAUAGCUUGUACCAGGACGGCAGCUCGCUCUCGACCCUGUAUAAGCGGUGCGAGGAGUACCGCGGACGCAGGGUCGGGUUCGUGCUCGUCGUGCGAGAUGGAAAGGAAGGGACCUUCGGCGCAUACCUGACGGAAGCGCCGCACCCGGCGCCAUCUUACUUCGGCACAGGGGAAUGCUUCCUCUGGCGCGCGAGCUUACACGCCCCUCUACCCCCACCCCCUUCCGCCGACACAACCAACGUCAACUUCCGCACGACGACAAUCGCAUCAUCCACCACCUCCUCCUCCCCUCUACCACGCAACGACCGGCUGCCCGCGAGCCAACUAGCGCCGGCGCCGACGGGCCUCGAGACGGGCCGGGCGUCGCCGAAACCGAAGCCGGUCACGACGCAGAGCAUCCGGUUCCAGAACUUCGCGUUCACGGGCGCCAACGACUACUGCAUCUUCUGCGAGACGGGGUUCCUGUCGGUCGGGGGCGGGCGGGGCGGCACCUUCGGCCUGUGGCUCGACAACGGGCUGAGCCGCGGCCACAGCGCGCCGUGCGACACGUUCCUGAACCAGCCGCUCAGCGAGGAGGGCGAGAAGUUCGACGUCCUGGGCGUGGAGAUGUGGGUUGUCGGGGGCUGAUCU
Daldinia caldariorum is the source of this 1870-nucleotide messenger RNA. RefSeq names its product TLD-domain-containing protein. The record is from RefSeq and is a predicted model, not a curated record. The coding region runs from base 728 to 1867 and encodes 379 amino acids. Gene Ontology annotation, biological process: response to oxidative stress. Lineage: Eukaryota; Fungi; Ascomycota; Sordariomycetes; Xylariales; Hypoxylaceae. Gene Ontology annotation, cellular component: nucleus. The transcript is spliced from 2 exons.